Molecule: messenger RNA, 1494 nt
Organism: Acanthaster planci (crown-of-thorns starfish)
Lineage: Eukaryota; Metazoa; Echinodermata; Asteroidea; Valvatida; Acanthasteridae
Source: RefSeq, a predicted model, not a curated record
AAGUCUGUGUUGGUUGCAGAAAUAGCAGACGACAUCCGCUGCAGGAGUCAUAAGUAGGAGGUUUCCACAGCCGUGCCGUAUCCACCUUUUUUGGCAUUUUCAGUCUGUUCUUCAAGCAGAGGAAAGCCGAAGAAACAAACAUGAAGUGGCUUCUUUUAGUGGCAGUCAUUGCGGGUUGUCUGGCCCAUCUAGACGCCUCCAAGAUCAUCAGGCGAACCAAUUCCGGAGAGGUUGCCAACACUGCAUUCUUCGAGUUUGCCAACUCAGGCGGAAUCGACGGCGCCCUGGAGGCAGCAGGUGACACCGUUGGCGGAAUCGGAGGCACUGGAGGCGCCACUGGGGGUAAUGAUGCUAACGAUGACGGCGGUGACACUCCGGACGGCGUCGACGGCGGGGGUGCGGCAGUGGCUGGCGGCGGCGGUAACGAGGUAGGAGAGGGGGACAGCCCCGACGGCGCUGAUUCCCCAGACUUCAACGCCCCGAGCAGAGGCGGCGGGUUCCGUGCCGGAAACGGCCGUCCUGUCCUCAAGAACAGCGGCCAGUCGCCGGUGGUGGACGACCAGGCGGAGCAGGCAGGUGACCCGGGCCAGAUCGUAGGGACGACGGCCACGGCAGGGACCACUGCGGGUAUUGUCGUGGGCGUGGUCGCUCUGGUGGGCAUCGCUGCAGGAGUUGCAGUUUACGUCAUCAAGAAGAGAAAUUGAACUGAAGAAGGUCCAAGUGUUGUAAAAACCGGGCGCCCUGGGACAAGCAAAGGAAGUGUGGAACAGUUCCCACAAAUCUUCGAAUGGCGACCCAUAUUGUAAUCAGUCUUCCUAGUAUUUAAAUAUUCAGAAAAUGUUUAUGUAAUUUAAAAUGUCCACAACAGCUGCGCGCUGUAGUUCGUGGGUUUUCUUUUCUGAAUGUAGUUCCUGCUGUGAUUCGCAAACGGUAACUUUCUGCCAUUCUGUAGCACAUCUUUUGGAUUAUGUCUUUUUAACUACCAUGCUUUCAUUCUGCCUUAUCUUUUUCUAAAUGGGAGUCAGAAGAGCUGUUAAGUUCACGAGGAUGCAAGAGUCACCGAUCCAUCGGGUUGAAUUCCUGGCGUUGAGCAGGUGGGGAGAGAAAGUUAAUCGAUUGAACUGGUAACGAUAGUCAUCGACCUUUGAUGGUUUAUGCUAUUCUUUCAAUGCUGGUGUCGUUGUCAUGAAAUAUGUUUUCAAUAAUUCUAGUAGAGUUUUGGGGAUUCACACUAAAAUUGCAACUUCCAGUCUGUCUGCUGGUCAGGACGUCAAAAUGUACAUAAACAAAACUCAAUAAACAUGUUGUAUUAUAAAUAUUUUGUCUUCGCUUCCUCUGAAUGCUGCGAAAAUAAUCUUCACAGCACGAUAAACAUGAUUCAUUUAAUUAGCACGGCCUUGCACUACUGACCUAAGCGCUGUAUUAUAAUCUAUGCAAGGUACGGGAGACUGGAGAAAUAAAAAUACUAGAAAGCCAUUUUAUCAAAGGUUGAAA